GGUUUGAUGUUCUAGAGAAGGAGAUGGAGUCUGAUUCUUGUGAAUCCAGUUUUAGCUUCGCUUUCAAUGAUACCCGCUUUUCCGAUAAGCUUCUCCGUAUCGAGAUCAUGAAUGACCCGAUCAAGAGAAGGAGAUGCGAAAACGGUCUUUUACUCUCGCUCUUCAUCGAAUUCAUUCUUGUGAUUCUGAGUGAUGUAAUUUGAGUUUGUUUUGAGAAAUAUAUAUAUUUCAUAACUAGAAACUUAUUUUGGAUCUUACUGCUGAUGAACAAAUUUCAAAUUAAUUUAAUAUAGGUGAUGAAGCUGCAAACAACAAUGACUCAAUCUGGACCAUGGAUUACUCUGGCGCUACUGUUGUUAGAGUUAAAACACUGCAUAUCAGUUCUCUUAUCCUGGCUGCUAAAAGCCCUUUCUUCUACAAGCUUUUCUCAAAUGGGAUGAGUGAGUCAGAGCAGAGACAGAUCACCCUCAGGAUUAAUGCAUCUGAAGAAGCUGGUCUCAUGGAGCUACUCAAAUUUAUGUAUAGUAAUACCUUGAAUAUUUCUGCCACACCUGCUUUGCUGGAUGUGCUUAUGGCGGCUGAUAAAUUUGAUGUGCCUUCAUGCAUGAAAUACUUGCUAAAUCCGCCCAUGACACUUGACUCUGCAUUACUCUACCUGGAGCUUCCUUAUACUGUUGUUGCAGCCCAACCACUGAUUGAUGCGGCAAAGCACUAUCUUGUUGACCGAUACAAGGAUAUGUAUAACAAACAGGUUAAGGAAGAGCGUUUGGCCUUGCCUCUCUCUGGAAUAGAGGCAAUCUUGGCUAGUGAUGAUCUCGUGGUUGAAUCAGAAGAAGAUGUAUAUACCUUUACAUUAAACUGGGCUAGACAAAAGUACAAGAGUCUGAAAGAAAGACAAGAAGUUCUUGGUACACGUCUUGCGCGUUUAAUUCGCUUCCCCUAUAUGACAUGUGAAAAGCUUAAGAUUGUUUUAACCUGUAAUGACUUUGAACAUGAGGGCGCAUCUAAGCUUGUACAUGAAGCCUUAUCUUUCAAGGCGGAGGCUCCAGAUCGCCAACAGACUUUGGCAGCAGAAGAGUCUAUUUCCUUGAGUCGUCGUUUCGUGGAGAGAGCAUAUAAGACAACGAUGGAUAUGUGUCUGACGCGGGCGGAGUGUGUCGCUAUGUUCCCAUCUGGUCAUGUGCAUUCUAAACCAUCCCGUUUGGCUGGACAAAUGUUUUUUCUAUCAGCACAAUGUGACAUGGACGAACAUGACUUUUUCCAUUGCUGUUCGUUGUCUUUGGGAAUGAAGACAGGUUACUCAAGAAGCAUUGCUGUGGACUUUCAAUUUAGCGUAAGGUUGAGGCCAACAGUUGAUUAUUUUAUCAUGUGCAAAUCCAAUCACACAUUUACCCCAGGGACCCGUAGCGUCAGUAGAAUUAGAAACCCCUUUAAGGUUCCAUGGACUUCAUUCAUUGCUGAGGAUAGUCUUUUCUUCAUUAACGACGUUCUCCACCUUAGAGCUAAGCUUUGGAUCGCACAUUGAUCCCCUUAUUUCUGUUUAUGAACUAUUUAUUCUAGUUUGAUAUUAUGCUUUAUUUAUUCUUUGUUGCA
This is a messenger RNA of Lotus japonicus, 1593 nucleotides long. Its product is annotated as BTB/POZ domain-containing protein POB1-like. The transcript has 5 exons. Gene Ontology annotation, biological process: response to red light. Lineage: Eukaryota; Viridiplantae; Streptophyta; Magnoliopsida; Fabales; Fabaceae. Gene Ontology annotation, cellular component: nucleus. The record is from RefSeq and is a predicted model, not a curated record. Gene Ontology annotation, molecular function: protein binding. The coding region runs from base 332 to 1525 and encodes 397 amino acids.